Messenger RNA from Scutellospora calospora, 196 nucleotides. Lineage: Eukaryota; Fungi; Glomeromycota; Glomeromycetes; Diversisporales; Gigasporaceae. The record is from the annotation of a GenBank genome assembly.
AUAGACUUCUACAAGCUCAAGCCAAAAAAUUUGCAGAAUUGUUAGGUAUAUCUGAAACUGAUUUCAAGGCGAGUCAAGAAUCUGAAAGUGUGCUUAUGGAAGACCUUCCUAAUCAAUGGCAAAAAUUAGUCGAAUUACUUUUGCAAUAUAAGCCUGAAGAUGUUUAUAAUGCAGAUGAAACUGGUCUCUAUUAUCG